Messenger RNA from Pygocentrus nattereri (red-bellied piranha), 1802 nucleotides. RefSeq names its product peroxiredoxin like 2C (gene prxl2c). Bases 656 to 1336 code for a protein of 226 amino acids. The record is from RefSeq and is a predicted model, not a curated record. The transcript is spliced from 6 exons. NCBI's taxonomy places the organism in Eukaryota, Metazoa, Chordata, Actinopteri, Characiformes, Serrasalmidae.
UGUGCCAUGAAGAAUUAAGGCAGUUCUGAAGGCAAAAGGGGGUCCAACCUUUUACUAGCAAGGUGUACCUAAUAAAGUGGCCGGUGAGUGUAUGAUGGAGAUUCCAAUAGAACUGACUCGCCCUGCGAAUCAAUGACGCUGAGCCGGACCCUCGAUUCAAAAGAGUCGGCUCGGGAAACUGAAUCAAAGUUCCUCUCGCUUGUUGUCAUUGGCGGUUCAACGUGUCACACUGUUGUCGUAUUGGCAGUAAAACUGAUAUAAUUGUGUUUCUAGAGUGUUUAUAUUUACGGGAAGCGCGUGUUAACCGAAAGAAACACCAUAGCUGCUUAACCUUUAGUAAUAAGCUGUAACGUACGGCAUUAUUACUAAGUCAUUAUUUCACCCUGCUUGCUGUGUCUAACGCUGAUACUUGUAAGCGGUGUUUCCAGUGGCUGCACGUAACGGCGUCUAUUCCGCCGUUUCGCCUUGCGCCAAACACUGAGAAGGACAACUUUUUAGAGCUGUAAUAAGUGCGCACUAAUAAGCACGGCUCUCGCACGAGUCUCAGCGAGAAUGGGCGUCCAGGAUUCCUUCAUCCGUCCAGAAAACUCCAGAAAUAGCCUGGGGAUGGCGUUUUAGCCCCUGGAAGGGAAAAAAAGACUUCACACGCUGAGCAAUGGCUGCCUUUCUGCCAGUAACGCAGCAGAUCUCCAGCUCCGCACAGCAGAGCCGCCCAGCAGCAGCGGCAGCGGCUGGUCUCAGUCUCGGCGACGUCGAGGAGCGUUUAAUAUACGACCAGCACGGAGCUCCCACAACUUUCAGGAGUUUAUUCCAAAGCAGCAGAGCUAUCGUUGUGUUUGUGAGGAAUUUCUUGUGCUACGCCUGUAAAGAAUAUGUUGAAGACCUGAGCAAGAUCCCACAGGAAGCACUGAUGGAUGCUGAGGUCAGACUGGUUGUCAUUGGACAGUCAUCCUUUUCCCAUAUAGAGGCCUUUUGCUCUCUGACAGGCUAUCAGCAUGAAAUAUAUGUUGAUCCAGAAAGGCACAUUUUUAAGAAACUUGGGAUGAGAAGAGGAGAGGAAUUCACAGAAACAGCCGCUAAGAGCCCACAUGUCAAAUCCAGCAUGCUCAUGGGCAGUUUGAAGAGCAUGUGGCGUGCCAUGACCAGUCCUGCCUUUGACUUCCAAGGAGACCCUCUCCAGCAAGGAGGGGCGAUUAUUGUUGGUCCAGGCUCUGACGUUCAUUUCGCGCAUUCUGACAUGAAUCGGUUCGACCAUGCGCCUAUCAACCAGCUGCUGCAGCUGGCUGGAGUGCAGGUGAUAGACUUUAACAGGCACCCCAAGAUUAUUGACGUCUGAGAAAAGAACAUUUCUUAUUGUAGCACUGAACUGUGCGUGUAAAUAAGCUGUUAAACAGGAUUGUGCUCGUUGUAGGGAAGUCUUUGUAAGGCUUAACAGCAUUAUUGUUAGUUUAUUUGCGUCUUUACUUGUUUUUUAAUCACAUAAUCCACUGCCUAAGCUAUUCAGUAAAUCUGAUGCACUCUAGUCCACUGAAACUGUAAUAUCACCAGGCUUUAGUUCACUAUUGGAGACUAAAACUGAAUCAAAUUCAGUUCAGAAAAUGCAGCUUUACCUGUAUUUUAGUUCAUGUAACACUACUGAGUUUACUGCAUAUUCUGUAGUAGAUGUAGAAUGACUGAAGACAGCGGCACUGAAAGUUUAAUGUACAUUUUAUUCACAAAAUAAUAUAUAAAAGCAAAAAAAUUACAAAAUGGAGAUGCAGUGACAAACGUUUUUUCAUGUUAUUAAAUAUAUUUUCAUAUAA